Messenger RNA from Beta vulgaris subsp. vulgaris (sugar beet), 651 nucleotides. RefSeq lists its product as uncharacterized. The record is from RefSeq and is a predicted model, not a curated record. The transcript has 2 exons. Lineage: Eukaryota; Viridiplantae; Streptophyta; Magnoliopsida; Caryophyllales; Amaranthaceae. Bases 1 to 651 code for a protein of 216 amino acids.
AUGGAGGGUUUUCGUGAUGUGAUGGCGAAUUGUGGGUUGGGUGAACUACGAUAUGUGGGGAAGUGGUACACUUGGGAGAGGGCUCGAAGUCCGAAGAAGAGAAUUAGAGAUAGACUUGAUCGAUUUAUCAUAUCCCGUGGUUGGUUGGAUUUAUUCCCAGAGGCUUUCAUCGAGCAUUCGGUCAGAUACAGCUCGGACCAUGUAGCGGUGGUAUUAAAAGAGAGUGCUAAUAGUGGUGGGGAUCGAGUAAGGGGAAGUCGGGGAUUCAGAUUUGAGACUGGGUGGCUGUUAGAUGAGUCUUGUGAGGAGAGGGGCCUGACUUCGAGGGAGAAUUGUGAUCUUUGUGUGGCUUUGGAGAGUGAGCUUGAUGGUUUACAUGCUAAGAAUGAUGCUUACUGGUACCUUCGUUCGAGAGUUGCGGAAGUAAAGGAUGGGGACAGGAACACUGCCUAUUUCCAUCAUAAGGCGUCUCAGCGGAAAAAGAGGAACUAUAUUCAUGGGUUAAAGGAUAGAGAUGGUGUGUGGCAAACGGAGGAAGAGAAUAUUGAGAGGGAGGUGGAUCGAUACUUUGACACGAUUUUUACCUCGUCUGGACCAUCUAGAGAUAAUCUGCAAGAAGUUGUAAAGCAUGUGAGGCCGUCUGUAACCUAG